Molecule: messenger RNA, 1858 nt
Organism: Prunus persica (peach)
Lineage: Eukaryota; Viridiplantae; Streptophyta; Magnoliopsida; Rosales; Rosaceae
Product: O-glucosyltransferase rumi homolog
Exons: 6
Coding region: 11-1552 (513 amino acids)
Source: RefSeq, a predicted model, not a curated record
UGCCAAGCAUAUGUGUGAUUUCUUGGAUGGGACAGGAUUGCAUAGGCAUAUUGCAGGAACAAGUUGGAGGCCAUUGAAGAAAAGAACUGCAACAACUACUUUAAUCUUCUUGUUAUUGUUGUUGAUCUUCUUUGUUGCUGCGUUGGUAUCUGCAGGCUGGAUCGAUGCUUUUAUAUUUUCAGGCGCUACAACAACCACAAACACAAGCACACCCAAGAGACCUGAAUUCCCACUGCAGUGUACCGAAGGAAUUAAUGUGACACAAGGUUGUCCAAGAACCUACCCUACCAGACACGACCCCACAAAUCCUAGCCGUCCAUCCAAUCUCACAUGCCCAUCAUACUUCCGAUGGAUCCACGAAGAUCUACGUCCAUGGAAAGAGACAGGAAUCACGAGGGACAUGAUAGAGCGGGCUCGCAGGACUGCACAUUUUAGGCUCUUGAUCGUGGAUGGCAAGGCUUACAUAGAGAAGUAUAGAGAAUCCAUACAAACUAGGGAUAUGUUUACGUUAUGGGGCAUUUUGCAGCUUCUAAGGGUGUAUCCCGGCAGAUUGCCUGACUUGGAGCUCAUGUUUGACUGUGAUGAUCGGCCCGUUGUCCGAUCAAAGGACUUUCGGAGCCCGAAUGCUGGCCCGCCACCAUUGUUUCGAUACUGCUCGGACGAGGGGAGCUUGGAUAUUGUGUUCCCAGAUUGGUCUUUUUGGGGCUGGGCUGAGACCAAUAUAAAACCAUGGAGAAGCCUAUUGCCAAGCAUAAAAGAAGGCAAUAAAAGAACAAAGUGGAAGGACAGGGUGCCAUAUGCUUAUUGGAAAGGUAACCCAAAUGUGGCUCCAACCAGAAAGGACCUUCUCAAAUGCAAUGUCUCAGACAAAAAUGACUGGAACACACGCCUGUAUAUUCAGAAUUGGGAGCAAGAAUCUAAACAAGGGUACAAGGAUUCAAACCUAGAAAACCAGUGCAAGCACAGGUACAAAAUUUAUAUAGAAGGAUGGGCAUGGUCUGUAAGUGAAAAAUACAUCAUGGCAUGUGAUGCUAUGACCUUGUAUGUAAGGCCUCGCUAUUACGAUUUCUUCAUGAGAGGCAUGGAGCCAUUGCAGCACUUUUGGCCUAUUAGGGACAACAGCAAAUGCACUUCUCUCAAGUUUGCUGUGGAAUGGGGCAAUAAUCACAAAGACAAGGCGAAGGCGAUUGGGGAGGCUGCGAGCAACUUCAUACAAGAAGAUCUAAAGAUGGACUAUGUGUAUGAUUACAUGUUUCAUGUGCUAAAUGAAUAUGCAAAGCUCUUGAAAUUCAAACCAACUAUACCUUCCAAUGCAGUGGAACUGUGCUCAGAAAAAAUGGCAUGCCAUGCAACUGGUACGUGGAAGAAGUUCAUGGUGGAGUCUAUGGUGGAGCAUCCUACUGAUGAACUCCCAUGCACUCUGCCUCCUCCAUAUGAUCCUCCGGCUCUCCACGAUUUUCUUGAGAGAAGGGCUAAUUCAACUAGGCAAGUGGAAACUUGGGAAAAUGAAUAUUGGCGAAGUAUUGAAAAAAAAAAAACAAUAGUGUUGUAAAGAAAGUGGUGGAGCUCACAUAAAGAACGGAAGAAAAGAAUGAAUCAAUUUGUCUGUCAUCUUCCCUUGUAAUUAAACGAAUAUCACGGGUGCUCUAGCCGAUUUAAAGGCUUCACCUCUUCAUUGCUAGACAGUGAGAAGAAGUGAGAAGUGAUAACACAAUGAGUUGAGAGAAGAAAAGAGAGUGAGAAAUAUGAGAAUGAGUGAGUUCUAUAUGAGAGGAAAUUCUGUCAAUGUAAACACCACAAGAGCAAAUACAAUUCUACUCCAAAUAUUCAAUAGUACUUUUCAUACUCUGAUUAUUUU